Messenger RNA from Prosopis cineraria, 756 nucleotides. RefSeq lists its product as uncharacterized. Lineage: Eukaryota; Viridiplantae; Streptophyta; Magnoliopsida; Fabales; Fabaceae. The coding region runs from base 286 to 666 and encodes 126 amino acids. The transcript has 6 exons. The record is from RefSeq and is a predicted model, not a curated record.
UUGUAAAGGUCUUGUUGAUGUUGGGUUUAAUCAACCUGCACUAGCCCCUCUCGCAAAUUCCAUCUCCCCAACUGAUGAUGAUGAUAAGGAAGAAGAAGAAGAAUCAGAAGAAGGGGGAUUAUUAUGUGGAGUGGCCUUCUGUGGGGAAGGAAGAUGCCAAGGUUCAAAGGAAGUCCCAUUUGUGGAAUGCAUUUGCAAUGAAGGCUGGACCAACCUUAAUCAGGAUACUCACUACCCUUGUGUUCUUCCCAAUUGUCUGUCUUCUUCUUCUUCUUAAAGUUAUUCAUGUGCGCGGUUGGUUUUCAGUGUGGAAAUGGAAGUGCGCCGCCGCCUCCACGGCCACUUGUGGGGCUAAAUAUUUCUGACCCUUGCAGGAUCAAUAUUUGCUGGCCGGAGGGAAGCUGCGAGAGAGAAGGUUCUGAUCACAAGUGCCAAUGCUCUGAUGGCUCCGAUAAUCUUCUCGGCAAUCCUAAGCUUCCUUGUUUCAAGAAAUGCAGUUUAGGAGCAGAUUGUAACGGUCUUGGUCUUGGGUUUAAUCAACCUCCGCCUUCACCACCACCUCCUACAAAAUCUGACUCUCCAACAAAUGGAGACAUGGUGAAUGAAUUAGGCAAACUCUAUAUGCCAUCUGUGAUAGUAUUAGCAGCCCUAGUACUAAUUAAUUAGCAUAUGAUGAUCAAAUACCAAUCAGCAUAUAUCAUCAUUUACUUAUGAGAUAAUAAAAUUUUAAUCAUUCAAUUUUACUUCAAUUAUCAA